Messenger RNA from Zootoca vivipara (common lizard), 3914 nucleotides. RefSeq names its product guanylate cyclase activator 1B (gene GUCA1B). Gene Ontology annotation, molecular function: calcium ion binding; calcium sensitive guanylate cyclase activator activity. NCBI's taxonomy places the organism in Eukaryota, Metazoa, Chordata, Lepidosauria, Squamata, Lacertidae. Gene Ontology annotation, biological process: visual perception. The record is from RefSeq and is a predicted model, not a curated record. Gene Ontology annotation, cellular component: photoreceptor inner segment; cone photoreceptor outer segment.
GGGAAGCACUUCUAAAUGAGACAUUGCCCUGAGACCUCUGAAAGUCCAUGUGACGUGUAAGGGGGAAUCUCCUAAUGUUCUUAUACGUUCUUAUCUUGUGCUGGAUUAACUCAGGGGAUCCACUCCCAGUUGCGCUUGUAUGAGAAUGACACUGGAAGGCUGAGUAGCGGCUGCACGGCAGACAGUUAUUCAAGAAAGAAAACACCAAGCUGAAAGAGGAAGAAGAAGAAAAAUCCCACCUCUUCCAUUUCGUGAAACAACAUGGGACAACGCUUCACAAAUGAGGAGGGGGGACAAGUUGAGGUCGAUGUGGCUGAACUGCAGGAAUGGUAUAAGAAGUUUGUGGUGGAAUGUCCAAGUGGGACUCUUUUCAUGCAUGAAUUCAAGCGGUUCUUCGGAGUACAGGAUAAUCGGGAGGCAGCGGAAUACGUGGAGAACAUGUUCAGAGCUUUUGAUAAGAAUGGGGAUAACACCAUUGAUUUCCUAGAAUAUGUGGCUGCUCUGAAUCUUGUUUUCCGAGGGAAGCUGGAACACAAACUGAGGUGGACGUUCAAAAUAUAUGAUAAGGAUGGCAACGGCUGCAUAGACAAACCUGAGCUCUUAGAAAUAGUUGAGUCUAUUUACAGGCUUAAGCAAGUAUGCCAGCCUGAUGAAGAUCAAGGAACACCUCGUCUCACUCCAGAAGAAGUUGUGGACAGGAUAUUUCAGUUAGUGGAUGAGAAUGGAGAUGGGCAGCUUUCUCUGGAUGAAUUCCUUGACGGGGCCCGGAAAGACAAGUGGGUGAUGAAGAUGCUACAAAUGGAUGUGAACCCAGGAGGAUGGAUUGCUGAGCAGAGGAGGAAAUCUCUGUGACCGGAAGGAUGUGAUGUGGGGCAGCGGGUGGUUCAGUGUGUUGCAUUUCCAGUUGUAACCAAAUGGAGAGUGCUUCCUUUCAUUCUAGAAUCCUUUGCAUAACCGAAAGCAUUCUCCAGCAACUCUGUGAAGCACUUGUAUUGAAAGUACCACAGGGUACUAACCUAUGUGAGCCUUGGCUGGCCAGUCAUGCUAGGAAAUAACCACAUGCAUAAAUAUUGUCCUGUUUGCUGGUUCAGGUAUCAAAAGGGACUGACUUAGAAGAGUCUCAAUGUCAUUUGAUGCUCAGGUGCACAAAGGGACUGAUUAGUGAGUCACAAUGCUUUCUUUGUAGGUGUGUGUCUGCUAUUUUAUGUCUGAGGAGAAAGAGAUGAACUUGCUGGAACAGAGGAAGUUCUUUGGUAACAGAAUUUGAGAAUAUGGCUGGUUAGUCUGUUCUGAUUCUGAGUUUGUGUGUUCCAAGGGUUUUACUUGAUGUUAAUAUUCUGCUGCUAACCUAAACCAUUUGGAGGCUGUUUCAUCACAAGUGAGAUGUUCCAACUUUUGUAACAUUGCAAACGCACAGCCAAGCAUAUAUGGAAUUGGAAACAGGGAAAGAACCUAUUUACUAUAUGCAAUGAAACUGCAGGGAGAACUAGACCAAGUGCAGAAUAUUAUGAAUACUGGACUUGUAGCAUCGUACACCUAUUGUGUUCUGAGUCUAUUUCCCUGUCAACUCACUGAUUGUCUUAGGGCAGAUUCCUCUACAUGGUAGAUCAUUCUUUGGAACUCUUUUCUAGGCAUUUUAGCGUCAUUGAGGAAACUUUGGUCUGGUUAAGCUGGUCCUCCAGACUACGGUUUGAAAAAUCAGAAGUGUGACAUAACAUCAUACACUUACAGUAGCUGUCUCUCUCUUCCAUUUUCUUGUGCCAGUUCCCACUCCCUUUCCUUAUUUCUUCCAACCAUGGUUUGCCAUAAUUAUUGACUUGGGCAAACUGUGAUUAGCAAUAACCAGGACUAACUCCAAACGAUGAUUUGCAAGCCUGUGGUCACAAGGCAUAGUUUGCAGGGAAGGAUUACCCUUAGUUUGCCUUCUUUGGACACCACGACAAACUAUGGUUAGUGAGCAAUGGAGUGGCUCAGUGUGUAUCAAUAGAGGUGAGAGGAGGAAGAGAAAGUGUAAGAACACUUGGUACCUUCCCAAACUUCCAAACCAUGGUUUGGAGUACUGGAUCAUGAUGUCUGCCCAAACCUGAAUAUGAGAAUGGUGAUAUUUCUCUGGUGAGAAAUGAUGCUAGUUGUGAAAUACAGUAAACAGUGCAGAUUUGUCACAUUUGCACUAAAAGUUUGCAGAUGAAUUAGUGAAUAAAUAAGGUGAGGCUCCAUUUGCUGAGCCUUUUGCACAUUGUGAAUACAGUACUAGGUAUAAGUGCUCAUUAGCAAAUAGGUGACAUUGUAUUAUAUUUAUUAAAACCCUCCAAAUACAGGAGAACUCAUUUGUUUGAGUGGCCUGCAUUACACUCAAGCUUUCCAGAGGCUACAAGCCAGGAUCAGUGCCAGGUUUAGUGGGGCACUUGGCACUACACAGGUGCCCCUCUUGCCUUGAUAACCUGCAGGCACAGCAACAGAAAAAGCUGGUCCAGCCAGCCAGCCAGCGAUGCUAUAUUGGAGCCCCAGAAACACUGAGGAGGGUUAAAAUGACAGGAGCUACUCACGGCCAUGCGGGACCCAGUGCUGAGAGGACCACCAGGCCUGAUCAGAAUUUGGGGUUGCUGGCAGGGUGCGUGGUGCUUCCUCAGUGAGGGCUCAGGCCCUUAGCAAUGGCCUGGUGGUGUUGACCCCAGUCACUGGAAGGUAUAGCAAUAGCAUGGCAUGGUCUGGCCCAAUGCACACAACAGACCAAUCAUACUCGUGAUCACUCAAUAUCUCCAUUUUCACAUAACUCUUUGGCUGCACAUUCAGUUUGCGUGAGCAGACCCAGAGACCUCCCCCUUAAAUAAAGACACAUUUGAUGCAAAUUUUAGUUUUGGUUUUUGGCAGAAUUUAGGCCACAACUUUAUUGUUACAGAAAAGUGAAUGGUUGCAUAGGCUCUGGUUCGACUAGCUCCCUACACCCUUGCAGGUAGUGCUGACCCAGAGCUCUAUCAUAGGUCAGCCAAGGGUGAACACCUGAGGCAGGUGAAAAGCCCGGGAACAGACUCUGUUCACUCUCCAGAUGCUCCCCUGGACUCAGGCACGGGCACAACCCCCUCUCGGGGGUUGACCAAACCAAGUUGAGUCCCUGGAUUCCUUUAACGGAAUACCCUUCACAUAGGGAUGGCGAGACCGUUCUCCCAUCCCUAUCACCUGAACCAGUGCCUAUCCACAACCUUACAAGUUGUGAUGAUUUGCUACGCGGCAGGUGAAACCCAAAUGGCCACAGCCAAUCAGCCAAGUGGGGAAAAUUCCUGCCGUGCCCCUGUCCCAACGGCAGACGACAUACAAUGGCAUAGCAAGGUCAAUCGCAAAAUGCCCUAAAAUUAGGGAGAGGUGGGCAGGUGUUCCGAUGCACGAGCCAAAAGAGGAAGCUCUGAGACACAUGCAUGGGUUUAUAUAGGUCCCUCGAUCCAUUUAGACUGCAGCCCAUUGGCCAGAUUAAACCCAGCAACGAGGGACCUAUCAAUCGGUUGUAGCUAUCCAAUAGACCCAGCCACAACCAGCAGGUCAGUCUCUAGGUCUCACCGCAACACAUGCCCUCUUCUAGGGAGGACACGAUUUGUAAAGCAUGUGGAAACACCAGAAAUAAAUUCAUAUAGGCAAUAUUUUUGAAUAUUCAUAGAUAUGUAAUUAUUGGGGGGGGGGUCUGUUACAUCUAUCAGAGAUAUCGCAUUCUGAUAGAAUUGUGUAAUACAAUAAGAAGACCCAAAUGCUAAACUAAACCAGCUGAAUAAUAAUUUUCUCACCUCACCUUGAAUGCAUUAUGUUUGCCAUUUGCUUACUCAUAAGACAAAAUCCGCUCUGUACAAGGUUGGAAUAAUAUGUAUAUAUAUUUCUGUGGCCUUUUGUUAUAAACCCUUUGCUUCUCUUUAGUGUUUGAGUUUUAC